Messenger RNA from Vidua macroura (Pin-tailed whydah), 807 nucleotides. RefSeq lists its product as uncharacterized. The coding region runs from base 1 to 804 and encodes 267 amino acids. The transcript is spliced from 3 exons. Lineage: Eukaryota; Metazoa; Chordata; Aves; Passeriformes; Viduidae. The record is from RefSeq and is a predicted model, not a curated record.
AUGCUGCCUUUCAGAGGAGCUUUCCCCGUUUCAAGGAGCAGUUUCCUUCGCUGGAAAGGAGAUGUUGGCCGUGACAUUCGGAUCCAGCCCGAACCCGAGCACACCCGCACAACCCCCGUCUCCUGCGGGGGCUCCGCGGCCAGGAACGCGGGCCGGGCGGCGGGUCGGGCCAAGCCCCGUCCCUGCUGCCCCCGGGACGCCCCGGCCGCCGCCACUCACGGACCUGCGGAGGCUGGGGCGCUGUGCCGAGCCCCACAACAUCCGCGCUCGGCGGACCCCCGCGGACAGGUGUCGGGGAGAUCCCGUCCCACGGAGACAAACCCUGCCCGCCUCGGGCUGGGUCACGCCGGGUGCCCCCCGCGGACCCCACGGCCCCCCAGCCCCCUGCGAGAGCGUCCUUCUCCCUCCGGCACGCAAGAGCUGAUCCCGCGCGUGGGGCUCCGGCGCGGCGAGGGGGCCGCUGGAGGAGUCCUCGCUCCACUCCGGGUCCAGACGCUUGUUCCUACCAGUUCCCCCGCGCUCCUCACUGAAAAGGAGGAGCUCCUUAUUGAAAACCUCCUCAUCCCCGCGUUUGGGACCACGGGCGAGGGAUGCGGGGGAUCCUGCUCAUGUUUCCCGCGCCGUGAGGAAGUGGGAUACGCGGUCCUUUUUGUGCCGCGCUUCGUUUUCUCGGGACAGCAGUUAGGCAGCUACUUUGAAAUGUUUAUUAAAGACAUGAAACCUCUAGUGAAGGUCUUCCCUCACCCGGUCGUCUUGUCCUUCUUCUCUUUUUCUUUUUUCUUUUCUCUCUCCCAAAAGUAUUAAAGA